This is a messenger RNA of Onthophagus taurus, 363 nucleotides long. The record is from RefSeq and is a predicted model, not a curated record. NCBI's taxonomy places the organism in Eukaryota, Metazoa, Arthropoda, Insecta, Coleoptera, Scarabaeidae.
AUGGAUGGGGAUGACGGAGGUGGCCAUGGUGGACAUCACGGAGGCGACCAUGGUGGACAUCACGGUGGGCAUCAUGGUGGCGACCAUGGUGGACAUCACGGAGGCGACCAUGGUGGACACCACGGUGGGCAUCAUGGUGGCGACCAUGGUGGACAUCACGGAGGCGACCAUGGUGGACAUCACGGUGGACACCACGGUGGACAUCAUGAUGGACAUCACGGUGGACAUCAUGUUGGACACCACGAUGGGCAUCAUGAAGGACAUCAUGAUAUUCAUCAUAGACCCCACAUACCACCGUCCUCACGUGUAUAUCCACACCGUCCCAGACCAAGAUCAGAGUGUGUUUGCUGCACGAUUCUUUAA